GUCCUAAAAACACACCCAGCACUGAGAUCUGGCCUCACUACAACUGCCAUCAUGCCUCAUAGUGCAGACUGAUUUGUCUGUCUCACGACAGAAGUGGAUAUUUGACUGCAGGUUUAUAACAGUAUUAAUGAUGUGUAUACAUAAGGAACAAGAGGGAGGGAAGGACUUUAUGGAAGCACUGAAAUAUUCAGAUUUCACCAUGAGUGAGGAGACUGAAGCUUGGGUGUAGCUGUUCAGUGGAGCAAGAUAUCACAAACGCAGUGUCUAUACUCCCGCAAAAUAGAUGAUGGGUGAAGCCGAAGAUGAGAAGAACCAGUCAGGGCGACUAUUUGAGAACUUUGUUCAGGCCACUGACUGUAAAAGCACCCUGCAGGCCUUCAAUAUCAUGUGCAGUUACCUUGAGCUUGACCCUCUGGAGCACAGCACCUUCUACAGCGGCCUGAAGAGCACGGUGACCUGCUGGAAAGCCAAAGCCCUUUGGAGUAAGCUGGACAAGAGAGCCAGCCACAAAGAGUACAAGAAAGGCAAAGCCUGCGAGGGCAUUAAGUGCUUGAUUAUUGGAGGGGGCCCCUGCGGCUUGCGGACUGCCAUCGAGUUAGCUUUCCUCGGAGCCAAAGUGGUGGUUAUAGAGAAGAGAGAUACAUUCUCAAGGAACAACGUCCUACAUCUUUGGCCCUACACCAUUCAUGACCUCAGGGCCUUAGGAGCCAAGAAGUUCUAUGGAAAGUUCUGUGCUGGAGCAAUAGACCACAUCAGCAUUCGGCAGCUCCAGCUCAUGCUCCUGAAGAUCGCUCUGCUUCUGGGUGUGGAGUUUCACGUAAAUGUGGAGUUCAUCAAGCUGGUGGAGCCUCCAGAAGACCAGGAGAAUGAGGGGCCGGGCUGGAGGGCAGAGAUCCGGCCUGUGGAUCACCCUGUGGCCGACUUCGACUUUGAUGUGGUGGUGGGAGCUGAUGGGAGACGAAACUCUUUAGAAGGGUUCAGGAGGAAGGAAUUUCGUGGCAAACUGGCCAUCGCCAUAACAGCAAACUUUAUCAACAGAAACACCACCGCUGAGGCAAAGGUCGAGGAGAUAAGUGGAGUUGCCUUCAUCUUCAACCAGAAAUUCUUUCAGGAUCUCAGACAGGAAACUGGAAUUGAUCUAGAGAACAUUGUCUACUACAAAGACAACACACAUUACUUUGUCAUGACAGCUAAGAAGCAGAGCCUGUUGGACAAAGGUGUCAUCAUUCAUGAUUAUAUCGACACCGAGGCACUGCUGAACAGUGAAAACGUGAAUCAAGAGGCUUUGCUGGCAUACGCACGAGAGGCAGCCGACUACGCCACCCACUACCAGCUGCCCACGCUGGACUACGCCACCAACCACUGCGCUCAGCCUGAUGUGGCCAUGUUCGAUUUCACCAGCAUGUACGCCUCCGAAAGUGCCGCUCUCGUCCGGGAGAGGUUUGCUCACAGUGUACUGGUGGCACUAGUGGGAGACAGUCUUCUAGAGCCCUUUUGGCCUAUGGGGACGGGCUGUGCCCGCGGCUUCCUGGCAGCCUUUGACACGGCUUGGAUGGUGAAAAGUUGGGCGCAGGGUAGAAAUCCUCUCGAGGUGCUGGCAGAGAGGGAGAGUCUGUACCGAUUGUUACCUCAAACAACACCUGAAAACAUCGCCAAAAACUUUGAUUUGUACACCAUAGAUCCGGGAACACGCUAUCCCAACCUCAAUUCAAACUGUGUCAGGCCACACCAGGUCCGCAACAACUAUAUCUGUGGAGAGAUGAAGCCGUGCUCUCUGGAACGGGCCGCCACCAUACGCCGCCCCGUUAACUUAGCCAGGCGAGAGUCUGAGAUCAGGCCGAGUCGGUUACUGACGUGGUGUCAGAAGCAGACGGAGGGCUACAGGGCUGUGGAUGUGACUGACCUCACUUCCUGCUGGAGCAGUGGUCUGGCUCUCUGUGCUCUCAUACAUCGCUUCAGACCACAGCUCAUUGACUAUGACUCUCUCAAUGAGCAAGACUGUGCCAAAAACCUUCAGCUGGCAUUUGAUGUGGCAGAGAAGGAGUUUGGCAUUAAGCCUUUCAUCACAGGGAAAGAGCUGGCGGCAGGUCAGGAGCCGGACAAGACCAGCAUGUGCAACUACCUCUCCAAGUUCUACGAGCUCUUCCGGGGAACGCCUCUACCUCCCUCAGAUUCAAAGCGAGAUGGUGAUGCAAAUAAUGAAAAAUGUCCAUCGGGUUCUUCCAGACCUGUUUACAAGUCAUUGAGUUUGCUUCAGCCUCGUAAACGCAUACCCAAGAAUGACAAAAAGACUGAAGACAAUGAUGCCAUAUACAAGAGAAGACGGAAAAUAAGUUACUUAGAAGAGCCAACCAGAUCCAUCAAUCAGAGUUUUUCUUUAUCCAGCGAGGGGCGGGAACUGAAAGAAAACAAGGUCAAGUUUAUGGCCACUCAGCUUCUAGCAAAAUUUGAAGACAGCACUGCAAGCUGCUCUAUUCGCAGACAGUCUGACUCUAAUGAUGAGAGGCCUCCAAGACCUCCAUCGCUCGAUAUGAUCGAUAGCCCUCUCUUUAACAUUAUCAAGAAGAAAGUCCCACCACCCCCACCCCCUAAAAAACAGUUUCCAUCCAUCGCCUGUGUACAACACUCUGAGGAGCCCUCGGCUCUUCUCUUCCCCUCGCUUCAUUCUAGUCCUCUGAAUCCACGGAGGAAACCACUUCAGCCAACUCACACACACAUUCACACACAAUCAGAGGCAGAGAACACAGCUGACUCAGAUUCAGGAAAUACAGCCACCUGCCACUCAGCAGUCCUGGCCAUGAGAGCAAUGCUCCAGCGCCUCCAGAGGGUGGAAGAAGAGAUUAGCCAGAGGAAAGCCCAGUCUCAAAAGGCCAGGGAGUUUCAUAAAAAAAGCAUAAAGGAGAAGGCUGUGCAUUUGAGCACUCUGUUCUCUGGCGAGGCCUGCUCUCCACCUCAGACGGAUAUACCUCAGACUGGGCAGCUAGACAUGCAGUUUUGUGAAGAAAAGAGAGAAUCAGUGAAAAGCUCAAAGCCUCACUCUUCAUCUCUCCAUUUUCCUCAUUCCAUCCCACUGACCACCCCUUCAUGUCCUCUCCCACAAUGCACUGCUGCUUCCUGUCCUCCACUCAUUUCAUCCUAUCCCUCUCUGCUGUUACAGCAGGUGUCUAAAACCAAACCAUUAGAUACGAAGCACUUUAUAAAGCAGAUACAGGGAGAUACAGUGAGUUCUUCCCAUCUGUUAAGCAGUCGCAGAACGUCUCAUUUUAGGCAUCAGAGCGAAACCCAGAUCCCCCAGUCAGAGGAAAACAGAAACUUUAACGUACCUGAUAAGAACAGUUCUUCCACUAUCCAUCCUCAUCAGUCUAACUCCAUAACAUUUCAUCCCAUCCCAGAAUGCACUGCUCCACUCCAUCUUUCCUUUCCAUUCUGCUCUGCUUCUUCAUUACGCAGUAAACUAAAGCCAGAAAUACUUCAUUGCAUAAACAUGCAAGAAGAAGCAAUGUGUAACUCAGAAAUGUCUGCCACCAGCAGUAUCACAACAUCCUUUACUUUAAGAAAACAAACAUAUGUUCCGCAGUCAAAUGGAGACUCAUAUUCUCCCAAACAGCGCACAGUAGGCAAAGUGUCUCUGAUAGUGGGUGCUAGAGCUGACUCUCUGGUUACCCUCGAUGAAAAUGAUCAUAUGCCCCAAGCAAGCAGCUCUGACACUCCGCCUUCCUUAAAAAGAGAAUUUCCUCAGAGUCUGGGUGAUGUGUGUCAUGUGUGUAAGAAACGGGUGUUUGUGGUGGAGCGGCUCAGCGCAGAGGGAUUCCACUUCCACAGGGAAUGCUUCCGCUGUUAUACCUGCAGAGCUCCACUGCGCCAGGGAGGGCAUUCCUUCGAUUCAGAGGAAGGAAAGUUGUACUGCAAACUCCACUUUGCUCAACGGAAACCCUUAGUCAAGAAUGGAGGAACACCGAUUCUACACACGACGUGUAAUGACGAAUCCCACGACGGCUCCAGCUGGAGUCCAGAGGGACGUGAGCAUCGUCUCCAGGAUGAGUCUCCAGUCCUUUUCGACCUCUCCACUGCGUCUGCUCCUGACUUGCCGUGAGCAACGCUGAUCCAAAGGUGAUUGUGUGCAAGGUCACUCAUUGCAUACGCUUACAGCGUCUUUGACCUGUUUUACAGCUGUGGACAUGCACGCUGCAUGACACUAACCGCCUGCCUCUGAUUCUUUCAUCUGCACGUCACGUCCGACAUGUUUCUCUUCUCUGUCUUUCUUCAAGGCUUGUUAAUUACUUGCUCAUGCAGCCUCUGUCUUUUCUUCAUUUCUUUCUGUUUCAGAGUUGGCUUACAUUUCAGAAACCUACACGCAGGCGCCCGUGUGCCUCUAUGAAAGCAGUUCGUUAGGCCUUUAGUUAAAGUAGCACCUUUUAUCUGACAUGUUGUAAAACUGUUUGAAGUCGUUUGCUGUGUAUUUUCAAUUUGAAACAUUUGUUGUUGCGUUAUUUAUAUUAAGCCAUACUCUUGCAAUAAAAGAAAGAUCAAAGCCUU
Messenger RNA from Carassius carassius (crucian carp), 4536 nucleotides. RefSeq names its product microtubule associated monooxygenase, calponin and LIM domain containing 2a (gene mical2a). Gene Ontology annotation, molecular function: FAD binding; protein binding. Bases 284 to 4093 code for a protein of 1269 amino acids. NCBI's taxonomy places the organism in Eukaryota, Metazoa, Chordata, Actinopteri, Cypriniformes, Cyprinidae. The transcript is spliced from 31 exons. The record is from RefSeq and is a predicted model, not a curated record.